This is a messenger RNA of Neomonachus schauinslandi (Hawaiian monk seal), 3246 nucleotides long. RefSeq names its product collagen type XXI alpha 1 chain (gene COL21A1). The transcript is spliced from 29 exons. The coding region runs from base 35 to 2908 and encodes 957 amino acids. The record is from RefSeq and is a predicted model, not a curated record. Lineage: Eukaryota; Metazoa; Chordata; Mammalia; Carnivora; Phocidae.
CCUAAAACCAAAAUAUUAGAACGAAGACAGAAGCAUGGCUCACCAUAUUUCAUUUCUUUGGAUAGUUUUGGUCCUGCUUCUUCAGAAUUCUGUAUUAGCUGAAGAUGGGGAAAUAAGAUCAAGUUGUCGUACUGCUCCGACAGAUUUAGUUUUCAUCUUAGAUGGCUCUUACAGUGUUGGCCCAGAAAACUUCGAAAUAGUGAAAAAGUGGCUUGUCAAUAUCACAAAAAACUUUGACAUAGGACCGAAGUUUAUUCAGGUUGGUGUGGUCCAGUAUAGUGACUACCCUGUAUUGGAGAUUCCUCUUGGCAGUCAUGAUUCAGGAGAGAAUUUGAUGGCAGCAGUGGAAUCCAUACAUUACCUGGGCGGAAACACAAGAACUGGAAAGGCCAUCCAGUUUGCGCUUGAUUACCUUUUUGCCAAAUCCUCACGGUUUCUGACUAAGAUAGCAGUAGUACUUACAGAUGGUAAAUCCCAAGAUGAAGUUAAAGAUGCAGCAGAAGCAGCAAGAGACAGUAAAAUAACAUUAUUUGCUAUUGGCGUUGGUUCAGAAACAGAAGAUGCAGAACUUAGAGCAAUUGCCAAUAAGCCUUCAUCUACUUACGUGUUUUAUGUGGAAGACUAUAUUGCAAUAUCCAAAAUAAGGGAGGUGAUGAAGCAGAAACUUUGUGAAGAAUCUGUCUGUCCAACACGAAUUCCAGUGGCAGCUCGUGAUGAGAAAGGGUUUGAUAUUCUUUUAGGCUUGGGUGUAAAGAAAAAGGUUAAGAAAAGAAUCAUGCUUUCACCAACAAAGAUAAAAGGAUAUGAAGUGACAUCAAAAGUUGACUUAUCAGAAUUCACAAGCAAUGUUUUCCCUGAAGGUCUUCCUCCAUCAUAUGUAUUUGUCUCCACUCAGAGAUUUAAGGUCAAGAAAAUGUGGGAUCUAUGGAGAAUUUUAACCAUUGAUGGAAGGCCACAAAUAGCUGUUACCUUAAAUGGUGUGGAUAAAACGUUACUAUUUAUAACAACCAGCAUAAUUAAUGGCUCACAAGUGGUCACUUUUGCUGACUCUCAAGUUAAGAUAUUAUUUGAUGAAGGCUGGCAUCAAAUUCGUCUCUUAGUAGCAGAACAAGAUGUGACUCUGUAUAUUGAUGAUCAACAAAUUGAAAACAAGCCAUUACAUCCAGUUUUAGGGAUCUUCAUCAGCGGGCAAACUCAAAUCGGAAAGUAUUCUGGGAAAGAAGAAACCGUUCAGUUUGAUGUCCAGAAGUUGCGAAUCUACUGUGACCCAGAACAGAACAACCGAGAGACAGCAUGCGAGAUUCCUGGAUUUAAUGGUGAGUGCCUCAACGGUCCCAGUGAUGUAGGUUCAACUCCAGCUCCCUGUGUUUGUCCUCCAGGAAAACCAGGACUGCAAGGCCCCAAAGGUGAACCUGGACAGCCUGGGAACCCUGGCUACCCUGGACAAUCUGGUCAAGAUGGUAAGCCUGGAUAUCAGGGAAUUGCAGGAUCACCAGGUGUCCCAGGAUCCCCAGGAAUACAGGGAGUCCGAGGGCUACCAGGUUACAAAGGAGAACCAGGGAGAGAUGGUGAAAAGGGUGACCAUGGACUUCCUGGUUUUCCUGGGCUUCAUGGAAUGCCAGGAUUAAAGGGUGAAAUGGGCCCCAAAGGAGAUAAAGGAUCAACUGGAUUUUAUGGCAAAAAGGGUGCAAAAGGUGAAAAGGGGAAUGCUGGAUUUCCUGGCCUUCCUGGACGUGCUGGAGAACCAGGAAGACAUGGAAAGGAUGGAUUAAUGGGUAGUCCUGGUUACAAGGGAGAAGCAGGACCUCCAGGUGCUCCAGGUCAGGAUGGAUCACAAGGAGAGCCUGGAAUGCCAGGAUUUCCUGGAAACCAAGGAUUAAUGGGACAAAAAGGAGACAUUGGGCCUCCAGGACCACUAGGAAAAAAAGGAGCUCCAGGGAUUCCUGGUUUGAUGGGACAUGAUGGCUUGCCCGGUCAGCCUGGAACACCAGGAUCUAAGGGCAAUAAAGGUGAACCUGGACUUAAAGGGAUGCCUGGGGCUUCUGGACUAAAGGGAGAACCAGGGGCAGUAGGUCUCCCGGGAGAACCAGGAUACCUGGGUUUACCUGGAAUUCAAGGAAAAAAGGGGGACAAAGGAAGUGAAGGUGAAAGAGGCAUUCAGGGCCAAAAGGGAGAAAAUGGAAGACAAGGGAUCCCAGGGCAACAGGGAAUUCAAGGCCAUCAUGGUGCAAAAGGAGAGAGAGGUGAAAAGGGAGAGCCUGGUGUCAGAGGUGCCACUGGACCAAAAGGAGAGUCUGGGGUGGACGGCCUGAUGGGGCCUGUGGGUCCCCAGGGGCAGCGUGGGGUAGCAGGUCCUCAGGGACCUCCAGGAUUGGAUGGGAAACCCGGGAGAGAAUUUUCAGAACAGUUUAUUCGACAAGUUUGCACUGAUGUAUUAAGAGCUCAGCUACCAGUCUUACUUCAGAGUGGAAGAAUUCAAAGUUGUGAUCAUUGCCAGUCCCAACACGGUUCCCCUGGUAUUCCUGGGCCACCCGGUCCCAUAGGCCCGGAAGGUCCUCGAGGAUUUCCUGGUUUGCCAGGAAGAGAUGGUGUUCCUGGGUUAGUGGGUGCUCCUGGACGUCCAGGUGCCAGAGGAUUAAAAGGUCUACCAGGAAGAAAUGGGGCAAAAGGGAACCAAGGGUUUGGGUACCCCGGAGGACAAGGUCCUCCUGGUCCCCCAGGUCCGGAGGGCCCUCCUGGAAUAAGCAAAGAAGGUCCUCCAGGAGACCCAGGUCUCCCAGGCAAAGAUGGAGAUCAUGGAAAACCUGGAAUCCAAGGGCAACCAGGACCCCCUGGCAUCUGCGAUCCAUCGCUAUGUUUUAGUGUAAUUGUCGGAAGAGAUCCAUUUAGAAAAGGACCAAACUAUUAGUGUCUGAUGCCUCACUCAGCAACCUAGGCAUGGUGCUUUUCUCUUGUGGUCUUUUGCAUCUCAGGAAGAUAACAACAGUAAUCCCUUGAAAAGAAACUAAAGUACCUCGGUGUUUUUAUUAUUAUUUUUUUCUUAAGGAAAAAUAUAUAAAAGGUCACAUAUACUGAUUCUAGAGACUCUGCAGUAAUUCAAGAGCCUUUAGAUUAGUAGCAUUAACUAAAUCUCAAGGGUUUCUUGUAAGUCCAUUUAUUUGAAUCAAAGUUGAACAUUAAAAAAAACCCACCCUUGCCUGUUACCAGUCAAUUUCAGUCACUGUGAAAUAUUUCACAUUCAGCCUC